This is a messenger RNA of Anopheles moucheti, 9032 nucleotides long. RefSeq names its product cell adhesion molecule Dscam2 (gene Dscam1). The transcript is spliced from 22 exons. Gene Ontology annotation, cellular component: plasma membrane; axon. Bases 1 to 6354 code for a protein of 2117 amino acids. Gene Ontology annotation, molecular function: cell-cell adhesion mediator activity. The record is from RefSeq and is a predicted model, not a curated record. Gene Ontology annotation, biological process: dendrite self-avoidance; axon guidance; homophilic cell-cell adhesion. NCBI's taxonomy places the organism in Eukaryota, Metazoa, Arthropoda, Insecta, Diptera, Culicidae.
AUGGUGAUGCUGGUUCGCGAGACAUCGCGUACCGUGGCAAUCGCGACCGCGUUGCUCUGCUUAUUAAGUGGCUUCAAUUGUCUCAAUGGAGUGCUGGGCGCUGGCAAGGUGGACGACUCGAAGGGUCCCGUCUUCCUGAAGGAACCGACCAACCGCAUCGAUUUUUCCAACUCGACCGGCGCCGUAGUUGAGUGCAGCGCAACCGGCAAUCCGCCACCGGAAAUGAUCUGGAUCCGCAGCGAUGGUACGGCCGUCGGUGAUGUACCCGGACUGCGGCAGAUACUGCCGAACGGAAAUCUGGUGUUCCCACCAUUCCGGGCCGAAGAUUACCGGCAGGAGGUGCACGCCCAGGUGUACGCAUGCAUGGCCAAGAACCAGUUCGGAUCGGUUAUUUCACGCGAUGUCAACGUUCGUGCCGUUGUGCAUCAGCACUAUCAGAUCCGCGUGAACGAUGAGUUCGUGUUGAACGGCAAUGCGGCCAUCCUGAAGUGUCUGGUACCGUCCUUUCUGCAGGAUUUCAUCACAAUCGAAUCGUGGGACAUUGACGAUCAAACUGUCAUGAUCGAUGCGGAUGAAUCGACGAUGGAUGGUAAAUACAUGGUGCUACCCUCCGGUGAGCUACACAUCCGUGAAGUUGGACCCGAGGAUGGCUACAAGAGCUACCAGUGCCGUACGAAGCAUCGUCUCACCGGGGAGACACGUCUGUCGGCCACCAAGGGGCGAUUGGUGAUCACAGAACCACUUGGUAGGGUGUCUCCCAAGCUAGACUCCACUUCCAAGAUCGUGACGGCAGAGGUAAGGCGUGGUAAUACGAUCGCCUUACUUUGCUCAGCUCAGGGCUACCCGAUAGCCGUUUUUAGAUGGUACAAAUACAUCGAAGGAACACAGCAGAAGAAGGCCGUUGUGUUGGACGAUCGGGUGAAGCAAGUGUCCGGUACGCUCAUCAUCAAGGAUGCGGUAGUAGACGACUCGGGCAAGUACCUGUGCGUGGUAAACAACUCGGUUGGCGGCGAAAGUGUGGAAACUGUUCUGACGGUGACGGCACCGCUAGCGGCAAAGAUUGAACCACGCACGCAAACGGUGGACUUUGGCCGUCCGGCUGUGUUUACCUGCAAGUUUUCGGGCAAUCCGAUCAAAACCGUUUCCUGGAUGAAGGAUGGCAAAUCACUCGGGCACAGCGACGCGGUGCUGCGUAUUGAGUCCGUGAAGAAGGAGGACAAGGGCAUGUACCAGUGUUUCAUUCGCAACGACCAGGAAAGUGCACAGGCUAGUGCAGAGCUAAAGCUUGGAGGACGUUUUGAUCCACCGAUAAUUCGUGAAGCAUUCCCCGAGGAAACACGUCAUCCAGGACCGUCGGUGUUUUUGAAGUGUGUCGCCGGUGGUAACCCAACGCCCGAAAUCAGCUGGGAAUUGGAUGGAAAGAAAAUAACGAACAGCGAACGCUAUCAGGUCGGACAGUACGUGACGGUGAAUGGUGACGUUGUGUCGCACUUGAAUAUUACGUCGAUCCAUUCGAACGAUGGUGGGUUGUACAAGUGUAUGGCGAGCAGUAAGGUCGGCGUUGCUGAACACUCUGCGAAGCUAAAUGUGUAUGGGCUACCGUACGUCCGGACGAUGGAAAAGAAAGCGAUAGUGGCUGGCGAAACGUUGAUUGUUACCUGCCCGGUAGCGGGAUAUCCGAUCGAAUCGAUUGUUUGGGAACGAGAUAACCGGCAACUACCGAUCAACCGCAAGCAGAAAGUGUUCCCGAACGGUACGUUAAUCAUCGAAAAUGUCGAACGAAACUCGGACCAAGCGACGUACACCUGUGUGGCGAAGAAUUCGGAAGGAUAUACUGCGCGUGGUACGCUGGAAGUUCAAGUUAUGGCUCUGCCGGUAAUUAAUCCAUUCCACUUCGAGGAUCAUGUCGAUUCGGAAGAAAGCGUUCAGGUUACCUGUCAUGCGUCUAAGGGCGAUCUACCGAUCGAGAUCACCUGGCUGUUUAACGGCAAACCCAUCCGUAUUAGUUCCAACAUUGAGAUCACUUCGAUCGGUAAACGCUCUAGUUCGCUAAGUAUACCCUCUGUCGGAGCGGAUCAUUCGGGGGUGUACACUUGCACUGCAAAGAAUGUUGCCGGUAGUCGCAACCAGUCUGCUGAGCUGUUCGUUAAGGUUCCGCCCAAGAUAUUCCCCUUCAGUUUCGGUGAUGAUCCCAUGAACGAGGGCGACUCUGGUUCGGUUCAGUGUAACGUACCUUCGGGUGAUUUGCCGAUCGGUAUUAAAUGGUAUUUCAAUGGUGCUGUAAUUGAGGAUCUUGCCACUACCAUCACGAAUAUUGGCAAAAGAGCGAAGGUGUUGACGAUAGACUCUGUGGUGGCACGGCACGCGGGAAACUAUACCUGCGAGGCGUCAAACCUUGCGGACGUAGUCCAUUUUAGUGCCUCGCUGGUGGUUAAUGUACCUCCAAGAUGGAUUCUUGAACCAACUGAUAAGGCCUUUGCACAGGGUUCGAACGCCAAGGUAGAAUGUAAAGCGGAUGGUUUCCCUAAGCCACAGGUCACCUGGAAGAAGGCAGUGGGAGACACUCCCGGCGAAUAUAAGGAUCUACGGUCGAAUGAUUCAAGCAUUCGUGUGGAAGAAGGAUCACUGUUCAUUCAAAACAUCCAGAAAUCGAACGAAGGAUAUUAUUUGUGCGAAGCCAUUAACGGAAUCGGAUCCGGUUUGAGUGCGGUCACGCUGAUCACCGUACAAGCGCCACCAGAAUUCGUAGAGAAGCUGCGCAAUCAAACAGCCCGCCGUGGUGAACCGUCCGUGCUGCAGUGUGAAGCAAAGGGUGAGAAACCGAUUGGCAUCCUGUGGAACAUGAACAACAUUCGCCUGGACCCGAAGUCGGACAAUCGGUACACGAUUCGUGAGGAAAUUCUGCCCAACGGUGUUACCUCAAGCCUUUCCAUCAAGCGCACGGAACGAAGCGACUCGGCACUGUUCACCUGCAUGGCGACGAAUGCGUUCGGUAGCGAUGAUACGAGCAUCAACAUGAUCAUUCAGGAACCACCAGAGAUGCCGUACGCGCUGAAGGUGUUGGACAAAUCGGGCCGAACUGUGCAGUUGAGCUGGGCCAAACCGUACGAUGGUAACUCUCCGCUGAAGCGUUACAUUAUUGAGUUCAAACGAUCGCGGGGAUCGUGGGAAAAUGAUAUCGAUCGAGUGAUUGUGCCCGGAGACACGAAUGAGGCUCAGGUGCAGAAGCUAAGCCCCGCCACAACGUACAAUAUUCGCAUCGUAGCGGAGAACGAUAUCGGCGUGUCGGAUCCUUCGGAUGUGGUAACGAUCAUAACGGCUGAAGAGGCUCCAUCCGGUAAACCACAGGCAAUCAAAGUGGAAGCCAUUAACCAGGCAACACUGCGCGUCAGCUGGAAAGCUCCGGCUCGCGCCGAAUGGAAUGGGGACAUUUUGGGAUACUAUGUAGGAUACAAACAGGCCUCCCUGAACACUCUGUACGUAUACGAAACCGUGAACUAUUCGCCCGAGGGUGGAGAAGGCAAGGAACACAGCCUGGAGAUCAAUAACCUGAAGACCUAUACGCAGUAUUCGAUUGUAAUCCAAGCGUUCAACAAGGUUGGUGCUGGUCCGAUGAGUGACGAAGAGAAGCAAUACACGGCGGAAGGUACACCAGAUCAGCCACCAAGCGAUACGAUGUGCACAACGCUGACCUCGCAGACGAUCCGUGUGUCUUGGGUAAGCCCACCUUUGGAAUCGGCGAACGGUGUCAUCAAGGGUUACAAGGUGGUGUACGCACCCAGCGAUCUGUGGAAUAACGAUAAGAACAAGGAUUACAAGAAGACGGCUUCCAGUGAUACGGUUUUGCAUGGUUUGAAAAAAUACACCAACUACACGAUGCAAGUGCUGGCAACGACCUCUGGUGGUGAUGGCGUGCGCAGUGCGCCGAUCCACUGUCAAACGGAACAGGACGUCCCGGAAGCACCGACCGCUGUAAAGGCUCUGGUAAUGUCCGAAGGAUCAAUUCUUGUUUCUUGGCAACCACCGGCACAACCCAACGGUUUGAUUUUGCAGUACACCGUGUACAUCAAGAGUGGAGAGCAAGAACCGAAAAGCUACAAGGUGCCAUCGUUCCAAAUAAACUAUGAAGCAUCGGGAUUGGAGAAAAAUCAAAAGUACGAAUUCUGGGUGACGGCUUCCACUACUAUCGGCGAGGGUCAAUCCUCCAAAACACUGUCCGCCAUGCCGAGCGAUAAGGUGCCCGCCAAGAUCGCUUCGUUCGAUGAUAAGUUUACGGCCACGUUCAAGGAGGAUGCUAAACUACCGUGUUUGGCUGUGGGCUCUCCAACGCCGGACAUUACCUGGAAGAUUAAGGGUGUAGAGUUUGUACCGAACGAACGCAUCCGUCAGCUGCCCGAAGGAUCAUUGUUCAUCAAGGACGUUAUUCGUCAGGAUGCAGGUGACUAUACCUGUACCGCGGAAAAUUCGAUCGCCAAAGAUUCGAUUACACAUCGGCUGAUUGUACUGGCCCCUCCGCAAUCGCCACAGCUUACGCUUACGGCAACAACCACGGAUUCGCUGUCGGUUAAGUUGAAGCCACAUGAAUCGGAUACCGCACCUCUGCAGGGUUACACGCUGCAUUACAAACCCGAGUUCGGCGAAUGGGAAACAAUCGAUGUUGCGCUGGAGGCACCGAAAUACACAAUUGAAAAACUGUACUGUGGAUCACGUUAUCAGGUGUACGCAACGGCUUACAACACUAUUGGUGCAGGAGAACCGUCCGAUAUUUUGAACACGCGUACAAAAGGUUCGAAACCACUCCUGCCGGAAAAGUCACGAUUCAUCGAAGUUUCAUCGAACUCGAUCACGUUGCAUCUUCCCGCGUGGAAGGAUGGUGGAUGUCGAAUGUCUCAUUUUGUAGUUGAGCACAAAAAGAAGGAUCAAAUUGAUUGGAACCAGAUUUCGAACAACGUUAAGCCGGGUGGAAACUUCGUAGUGUUGGAUCUUGAACCUGCCACCUGGUACAAUCUUCGCGUCACGGCGCACAACAAUGCCGGAUUUACUGUUGCCGAAUAUGAAUUCGCUACCCUUACCAUGUCGGGAGGCACGGUUGCGCCAAGCUUCGGCUCGGUUCAGCCUGGUACCAUGUACCCGCCGUGGAUACCGCACUGGAUAGACCUGAACGUUAUGGUACCACUGAUCGCAACCGUGAUCGUGGUGGCGGUAGGUGUACUAGUCAUUUGCGUAGCAAUCUCCCGACGCCGAGACGAUGAUCCCCGAUGCGGACCGAAGGAUGUAUACUACGAUGUCGUGUACAAUCAGUCGAUGGGACCGGCGGGAGCAGCUACACUGGACAAGAGGCGACCGGAUAUACGCGACGAGCUGGGUUACAUUGCACCGCCGAACCGUAAGCUACCACCGGUACCGGGCUCCAACUACAAUACCUGUGAUCGCGUCAAGCGUGGAACAGUAAUAAGCCAUAAUCCUUCCAUAAAAUCGAACCAUACCACUUGGGACCCGCGACGUCCGUUGUACGAAGAACUGAAGAAGGCUCCACCACCAUUGCCAAGACGUUUCAACCAUCCACCGGCGUGUUAUGGCAUGGAGGAUGAGAUUUGUCCGUACGCAACGUUCCAUCUGCUUGGCUUCCGGGAGGAGAUGGACCCGACGAAGGCAAUGAACUUCCAAACCUUCCCGCAUCAGAAUGGUAUGGGCGGUCCCGGACAUAUGGGCACAAUGGGAUCCAGCAUGGCAAUGCAGGUUCCCAGCCACGUACACUCACGAUCCGGUUCGCAAUCAAUGAAUCGCUAUGCACGCAAAAAUAGCCAAGGAGGCCAGAGCAGCAUCUACACACCGGCUCCGGAAUAUGACGAUCCGGCCAACUGUGCUGAGGAAGAUCAAUAUCGACGUUACACACGCAUCAACUCGCAGGGCGGUUCGCUGUACUGUGGCCCGGGACCUGAGUACGACGAUCCGGCCAAUUGUGCACCGGAAGAUGAUCAGUACGGUUCGCAGUACGGUGGCAACUAUGGCACACCGUACGAACAUUAUGGUUCGCGAGGCUCGGUAGGCCGCCGCAGCGUUGGUUCGCCGGAACCGCCACCACCGCCACCGCGCAACCACGAUACGAGCAACUCGUCCUUUAACGAUUCCAAGGAGAGCAAUGAAAUAUCCGAAGCCGAAUGUGACCGCGACAAUGGUCCGCGUGGGAACUAUGGAGAACCAUCUGAGGCUUCAUCGAAAUCCAACGAUGCUAUUAACGGUGACGAAACAGAGAAAUUAUUGAAAAGAAACGAAGUCAAACCCAAGUACACCAAACAAACAGCAGCCUCCGGUAGCACAGGACUCACAGCCUACGAUACUAUGGCAGUGUAAUCUGUAAGCCAUUAAGUUCCGCCGUGCUCAGCAGCACUCUGCAACCCAUUCAUCAACCGGUAGUUGUUGAGCAAAAGGAAAAUACGAUGGAUGUAGCUGAUGGUGUAUGUGUGUUGUAACCAACCCAAAACCUAGAGUAUGAUGCUGCCAUCAAUAUGUAAGCGGGUGAUUUUGCAUCGAGCACACCGGAUGAACGACGGUGUGUGGUUGCGUGCAGGACGAUGGCCACUAUGCACGAAUUUAGCGCAUUAUUUGUUAGUGUGUUUCAGCAAAACAAUUUUACCAUGGUUGAGACAAAUGUCAACGCGCUGACAACGCUUCUUGAACAUAAUUUCUUGUCUCGCAGUAGCAGCUGUGUGUCGUUUGUUCCAUGCAUUCAGGUCGAUGGUUUCAGCAUGAUCACCAUUAUACCCGUUCGUUGCUGAUGCUGCAGAAAGCAACAUGACUGCAGUGGUUCUUACGUUUAUUGUGCAUAUUUUUUUUAGUGAUAUGACUAAUAUUUUAUAACAAACAAAAAAACCGAUUUUACUUCGCAUUGAUAUUAAUAUGUAUUGAGUUAGGCAAGCGAACCAAAUAAUGGAAAGCACCAUUUCAAUAAGUUAGCGUUACGUAAUGCAACAGUUGCGCACACUUUUUUAGUCACCAAACGAGAGCAGAGAAGCUGUGUGAGUCUAACACUUUUACGACUAUAUAUAAAUAUAGCAAACUAGUAUUUAAUCCCUUAUCUAGACUAUACCCUGGUCAGCUGUGUGUGACAUUGUGAAGUAAUGGCAAAAUCAACUAUAUGCGAUAGAUUAUUAUCCAAAUCGUUCAAUUUGACUACAGUUACAGCAGAGUAUGUAAUACGUUCAGCCUUACUGUGUACCAGUAAUUGUCCACCAGUAAUUUCUUAGUAUACAAGUCAAUAUGAACUAAACGUUUUAUUUGAAUGUUUGGAAAGAUUUCUUCCGAAUGUUUUUUUUUAUACAAAGCGCUCCUAUAAGUUAGUGCACUUUUUUAAUAGAAAAAAAAAAACAUACCUAUAAUCUAUGGUAAACAAUGCUGACCAGAAGAUCCGGGGAAGCUUUAAUUGAUGAACACUUUCGUAAAGGUAAAGGUAAAAGACUUUACUCGAUACGCACGUUUAAAACUCAUAGCCCGUUUUUAAUACUUCACCGCAAUACGUGAGAUGCAGCAAUACAUGCCAACACAUGUUGUUCCAUCAGUACUGUCCAGGGAAAAUAGAGUUUAGGCUACAGAGUAAUUUGUAAUGUAUUAAGAGUCUGAGCACUGUGCGUAUAGCAUCUGAUAGGAAGAAAUGAGUAAGCGCAAAAUGAUGAGGACGCGCGACAUUUGUCCGCAAAAAUAACGUUUGUACUAACAGGAAACCAUUGUCCGGUGAAGGCUGCCAACGAAUUUGUUUGUUCAUUUCAAGCGUACUAAAAACGGUGUAUCUACCGGGGGAUGGUAAGAGCGUUUUCAUGCGAGUGUUGUAGUAAUAAUUGCCGGGGAGAACCUCUAAAACUUUAGUUUAGUGUAUAUGUUCACACUGUACCGCUUUCGCCCACUUUUUGCGUGCAUAGAAACGGAGAUAAGCUUUGGAUUAUUGUUUGUUUUUAGUGAAAGCUUCGUAAAGCUUGCAUAAUGAGCAAAAACACACACACACCAAAACUAAAUCCAACUGGUAGCUAGGUUUUAAACAAAUUGGACGCGCCUCUGCCGGUCAUCGAAACCGGUCGCUUUCGGGAUUGUUAUGUUAACAUUCACGAAACCCACACCAAUCGGCGCCAAUGUUUGCUCAAUCUAUUGCGGAAGACUUAUUGGGUUUUUUUUCCUAAGCCUGUUUGCAAACUUUCAAAUGAAGUGAGUAGGGUUUUUUUAAAUGUCUCAAGUAAUUAAAAACUUUUUUAUAUCCAGAGGUAAUCUAGCAGUGUUUGGAGACGAACUCGCUUUUUUGAGCAGUUUUAUGGCUAAUGACCUGACGGUUUACCUGACAGUCACCCGGUAGAAUUCUGUAAAGUAUUGGCCCUAUGCCAUCCUAUCGUCUGCGUGUAUCGGUGUGUUUAUGUAAAAUGUCACCCCGGCAUGAAAAUGCAACUAUGGUUUUUCAAAGAAAAUUAAUAUACUUUCGUUGGUACGCUUUUACGCCGUUAAUGAACAGUCUGUGUAAAGAAGCGAGAAGUAACACGAAACCACCUAAAUAGCCAUUUAACGAUUAUUUUCCCGCAAAUGCAAUCUAACUGCGAUGGCAGCCAGACACAUUUCACUAUGGUACGACAAAAAGAGAUCGCGUGGCGAGGUUUGGUGUGAAUGUGAACGGGAACGGGCAGACAUUUUUUUUUGCGGGGGAAGUUUUUUAAAGGCAAAAAUAAGCAACAACAACAAAAAACACAGAACAGAAGGGUCAAGAAAAGUUGUAACUUACCAACUUACAUGUCGUGUUUUCCUCAACUUAUAAAACUACUAAACCAGUAUCAGUGUGAACGUAAAUAAUGCAGUUAAUGAAAACAAAAAUAGCCACUUAGUCAUUACUAUUCCACCCUCUCUCUCUCAAAACCCCUAAACCACCCCCAAGAAAAAAAACAAGCAUAACGAAAUGAUAAAUCGAUUAAGGAAAAUUAAACCAAAUUAGUGGUAGUGAGUAAAUUAUAAUCAACACAAGGUACAGGUGCAUAAAUGUUUUCGCAAACGGAGGAGGG